Clarias gariepinus (North African catfish) is the source of this 1710-nucleotide messenger RNA. It is a transcript of the gene cnmd, whose product is annotated as chondromodulin. Gene Ontology annotation, biological process: negative regulation of angiogenesis; negative regulation of endothelial cell proliferation. The record is from RefSeq and is a predicted model, not a curated record. NCBI's taxonomy places the organism in Eukaryota, Metazoa, Chordata, Actinopteri, Siluriformes, Clariidae. Bases 33 to 971 code for a protein of 312 amino acids. The transcript is spliced from 7 exons.
GUGAACACUGUGACAGAAGUCUACAACCAGCCAUGGAGGAGACCUCUGAGAAAAUCCCUAUUGCUUUAGCCGGACCUGAGGAUUUACAACAAUUCAUGCCUCCUACGUACGCUGUCGCCGUGAAGCCCUCGAGCUCCGUGCGCGCGCUUAAGAUCGCCGUGGGCGCGCUGAGCAUCGGGGCCGCGCUCCUGCUGCUCGGAGCCGUGGGUGCCUUUUACUUCUGGAACAACAACGACAAGCUCGUGUACAGUGUCCACUAUAGCAUGAGCAUUGAUGGUAAAGUGGAGGCGGGCUCCAUGGAGAUCGAUCCACUGAACAACUUGGAAAGGUUCACAACAGGAAGCAAAAAUGAUGAAGCAGUUGAAGUCCAUGAUUUUCAAAUUGGAAUUACUGGUAUUCGGUUUGCUGGUGGAGAGAAAUGCUACAUCAAGAGUGAGGCCAAAGGUCACCUUCCAGACUUGGAAUCUCUGAACAAGGAGUUCCUGACAGAUGUCUUGGAGGAAGAGGUCAUGCCUGCCAGGUUCGAAGAAGACUCUCUCAUCUGGGUCGCAGCCGAUCAGCCUCUGAAUGACAACGACUUCCUCAGCGACAAAAUCCUGGACCUCUGCAAAGACGUGCCCAUCUUCUGGCUGCGUCCUACCUACCCAAACACAGAGCAGAAGAAACCAGUACCAAGAGCGAGACGACAGGCUCCGGAAGACAAAGAUGACACCGCUCCAUUCAACCCUAACAACCCUUACCAUCAGCGCCGUGGAGAGGGGGAGGACGGCCCCAUGACGGUUGACACGAUGCUGGACCACACAGGAGUGUGCUGCGCCGAGUGCCGCCGUAGCUACACACACUGCAUGCGCGUCUGCGAGCCCCUGGGUGGCUACGAACCAUAUCCUUACCAUUUCAGAGGCUGUAGACAAGUGUGCCGUCUCAUCAUGCCAUGCAGCUGGUGGGUGGCUCGCAUCAUGGGACUCGUCUAAAGGCUCUGUAGUGGAUGAACUCGCACGCGAAUAAAGAUAGUUUCUGAAAGAGAAGCCUCUUUACAAGCAUCACGUUGUACAAACAAACUUUCCAUUUAUGACGGGGUCUAAAGAAUUACAAUUCCAGUAGGGUUCAGUAUGAUAGCCUGAUCAUGUCAGCAUUGUUGGAGAACAAAGUGCAGAAAGUUUGGUUUGGCUUAAAAUAUGGACCCGGAAAGAAUUUUAAUGUAUAGUUUUACUUAAUGCACAACCAGGACAUAUUUGGUCUAAAAUGUACUUCGGACCUGUAGUUAUUUUGAAAAUGUAGUUAUUUUUUACUGGUGCUAUCAAGCUAAUAAGCAAUGAAAGUCUUUCUUGUCCACAGUAAAUGAGAUGUGAAUUAAAGUAAAAUAUUCUUUUUCCUUUGAUGUAAAUAUAUGUAAUAAAUUGCUUCAGAGAGCAGCAGGCAAGUCUUUGAACAGAACCAAAGUAUUAAUGCCUAUACGAGAUAUUUAAGAUAUACUUGCUAGCUUUAAAACCAUUUUGUUUCCAUGGAUAUUGCUUUUAAUGCAACAUAAAACAAUUUCUGCCCUUUCUUACUGUAUGUUGACUUCAGACAAGUAUUGCUGCUUUCAACGUGCCUUUUCAAUAUAAAGCCAAAGUGUAAUAAAGGUCUUUUUCUAUAUUAGAAAUGUGUGUUACAUUGUCUCUGCGUCAACAAAUAUUUUGCUUAGUGCUGAAAGCCAGAACAGGAGGGGAA